AUGUCACAACCGAAACGCAUUCAUCGCAUUUGCAAAGGCUUGGCCCGCUUCACCAUAAGAGCUACCUUGUAUGGAUCCUGGGUCCUAGGACUAUUUCCCUUCACCUUCGACUCAAGGAAAAGGCGCCUGAAUCGUUCCAAGUGGCUUUUGGCAUAUGGCUUGGUGCUGAACCUUACUCUGCUGGUUUUAUCCAUGCUGCCGUCGACAGAUGAUCACAAUUCCGUUAAGGUGGAGGUAUUUCAGCGUAAUCCAUUGGUUAAGCAGGUGGAGGAGCUCGUAGAGGUUAUCAGUUUGAUAACCACACUGGUGACCCAUUUGCGAACCUUUUCUAGGAGUAGCGAACUAGUCGAGAUUCUCAACGAGCUACUGGUGCUGGAUAAGAAUCACUUCAGUAAGCUCAUGCUAUCGGAGUGCCACACAUUCAAUAGGUAUGUGAUCGAAAAAGGUCUUGUGAUAAUCCUGGAAAUCGGAUCCUCUUUGGUGUUAUACUUUGGAAUACCGAAUAGCAAGAUUGUUGUCUAUGAGGCAGUCUGUAUCUACAUUGUGCAGCUGGAAGUGCUAAUGGUGGUCAUGCAUUUUCACCUGGCUGUAAUCUACAUAUACCGGUAUUUGUGGAUAAUCAAUGGCCAACUCCUGGACAUGGCCAGUCGUCUGAGAAGGGGAGAUAGCGUAGAUCCUGACCGAAUCCAAUUGCUGCUGUGGCUAUAUUCCCGCCUUUUGGACUUGAACCACCGCCUGACCGCCAUUUACGACAUCCAGGUUACACUUUUCAUGGCCACCUUGUUUUCGGUCAACAUUAUUGUGGGCCAUGUGCUGGUCAUUUGCUGGAUCAACAUUACGCGAUUUUCCCUGCUGGUUAUAUUCCUGCUCUUUCCCCAAGCUUUGAUUAUAAACUUUUGGGACCUUUGGCAGGGAAUCGCAUUCUGCGAUUUAGCUGAGAGUACUGGCAAAAAAACCUCCAUGAUCCUAAAGUUAUUCAAUGAUAUGGAGAACAUGGACCAGGAAACGGAGCGCAGAGUAACAGAAUUCACCCUCUUCUGCAGUCAUCGCAGGCUUAAAGUUUGCCAUCUGGGAUUGCUCGAUAUAAACUAUGAGAUGGGCUUCCGCAUGAUAAUCACCAAUAUUUUAUAUGUAGUUUUCUUAGUGCAAUUCGAUUAUAUGAAUUUAAAAUUUAAAACAGAUUAA
Molecule: messenger RNA, 1185 nt
Organism: Drosophila melanogaster (fruit fly)
Lineage: Eukaryota; Metazoa; Arthropoda; Insecta; Diptera; Drosophilidae
Gene: Gr22a
Product: gustatory receptor 22a
Exons: 2
Coding region: 1-1185 (394 amino acids)
Biological process (GO): detection of chemical stimulus involved in sensory perception of taste; sensory perception of taste
Cellular component (GO): plasma membrane; membrane
Source: RefSeq, marked reviewed